AUGAGCUACCACCCCGUCCCAGGAUCCUCGCGCGCCGCGUCGCUUUCCGAGGGCUCGGUGAGCGACUCGGCAACGCUAGCCCCGACGAUCGCCUCGUCGGCGAGUACUCUGGUGCCCCACCGCGAGCGCGGGGCAGGUUCGGGUCACUCGCCCGGCUUGCACACGAUCAAGGAGAAGGAGGAUGCCGACGCCGAUGCCGACGCGCUCCACGCCGCUCCGGCAGCGCUUGGCCGCGACGCCGGGCUCCGCGAACUGCUCGCGUGGGCUUCGCUCGUGCUCGCCACUUGCGUCCUCCUCCUCGAACCCCUCGGCGCGGCGCUCGCGUGGCCCAGCAUCCUCGCUGCGCGGUUCCCGUCCGAUGUCGGGCGGUACAACGACGGACGGAUCAUGGCAUUCACGAGCUUGGGGUGGUACGCGCUGUACUAG
Messenger RNA from Vanrija pseudolonga, 426 nucleotides. RefSeq lists its product as uncharacterized. The record is from RefSeq and is a predicted model, not a curated record. NCBI's taxonomy places the organism in Eukaryota, Fungi, Basidiomycota, Tremellomycetes, Trichosporonales, Trichosporonaceae. The coding region runs from base 1 to 426 and encodes 141 amino acids. The transcript has a single exon.